Solanum verrucosum is the source of this 1473-nucleotide messenger RNA. RefSeq lists its product as uncharacterized. The record is from RefSeq and is a predicted model, not a curated record. The transcript has a single exon. The coding region runs from base 1 to 1473 and encodes 490 amino acids. Lineage: Eukaryota; Viridiplantae; Streptophyta; Magnoliopsida; Solanales; Solanaceae.
AUGGAGAACAAUAUGUCACAGAGAGGUUAUAAUCAAAUGAUGGAAUUGUUGAAAGAGGCUUUACUUGAAGAUAACAUGGUUCUUGAUAGCUAUUAUCAGACCAAGAAGCUAGUCCGUAGCUUGGGUUUGCCAGUUGAAAAAAUUGAUUGUUGUGAAUCAGGAUGUAUGUUAUAUUGGGGUGAUGAUGAACACCUUACAUGUUGUACAUUCUGUGGCCAUGAGAGAUACAAGCAUCGUGUCGGCUCUCGUAAAAUGAAAUUGGUCCCUUAUAAGAAAAUGUAUUAUUUUCCUUUGAUUCCUAGAUUGCAAAGAUUAUAUGCAUCCCCUGCUACUACUGCUGACAUGAGAUGGCAUCAUGAGCAUACAAAAGAGGAUGGUGUAAUGCGUCAUCCAUCAGACUCUGAGGCUUGGAAGCACUUCAAUGAAAGUCAUCAUUUUUUUGCUGUGGAACCAAGAAAUGUAAGAUUGGGGUUAUGUACUGAUGGUUUCCAACCAUUUAGUCAGUCUGGGAGUAAAUACUCUUCAUGGCCAGUGAUUGUCACUCCUUACAAUUUACCUCCAAGGAUGUGUAUGAAAGAGGCUUAUAUGUUCUUAACAGUUAUUGUUCCAGGGCCAACCAAUCCCAAACAUAAAAUUGAUGUUUAUUUGCAGCCUCUGAUAAAAGAACUGACUUUGUUGUGGGAGACAGGUGUGGAAGCAUUUGACAUCUCAAAAAAGCAGAACUUUCAACUAAGGGCAGCUUUAAUGUGGACAAUUAGUGACUUUCCAGCAUAUUCUAUGUUAUCCGGAUGGAGUACUACUGGUAAUUUAGCAUGUCCCUAUUGUAUGGAGGAAACACAAUCCUUUAGAUUAAAACAUGGUAGAAAAACAUCAUGGUUUGAUUGCCAUAGGAUGUUUCUCGACCAAAAUCACCCAUUUAGGAGAGAUCGUAAAAACUUUUGUAAAGGCAAGACUGUCCAAAGAUCAUCACCACCCUAUAGAACAGGAGCAGAAUUAUUGAACCAAAUUUGUGACUUGGGCAUAAGGAAAGUAACAGAGUUAGAUGCAAACGAAGUUAAUCGAAGAUUAUGCAAGUCUUGUGGAUGGAAAAAGAAAAGCAUCUUUUGGGAUUUGCCUUAUUGGAGUUCUAACAUGAUUCGACGUAAUCUUGAUGUCAUGCAUAUUGAGAAAAAUGUCUUUGAUAAUGUGUUUAACACAGUUCUUAAUUUUGAUGACAAAACCAAAGACAAUCCACAAUCACGUCAAGAUAUGGUAGAAUAUUGUGAUCGACCUCAAUUGGCAAAAGACAGUAGUGGAAAAUAUCCCAAAGUUGUAUAUACAAUAGACAAGGAAACAAGAGCUAUCUUGUUCAAUUGGGUGAAAGGCUUAAGGUUUCCAGAUGGGUAUGUUUCCAAUUUGGGUAGAUGUCCAGACACAAAUGCGAAAAGGAUAUUUGGCAUGAAAAGUCACAAUUGUCAUGUGUUCAUGCAAUGA